ACAGUCAAUUCUCACCUGAAAGGAGGAUAUUGUCAAAAUGGGAGGAUCGCCCUCGUUUCCCCGGGAAACACUGAGCUCCGAUAAGAUCGUUAUUGUUACGGGAGGAAAUACAGGUAUUGGUUAUGAGACAGCCAAAUGGAUCGCUAUGUUGGGGGCACAUGUAAUCAUUGCAUGUAGAUCAAAGGAUCGUGCAAUGCAUGCCACAACGAAAAUGAAGGCGGAUUUUGAAGAUGAGAAAAAGAAGGGGACCCCCAAUUUAACGACAGGGGAGCUGUCAUUGGAGUUUAUGGAGCUGGAUCUUUCAUCGUUGAACUCGACUGAGAAGUUUAUUGAAGAAUUUAAGGCCUCGGGCAAAUUACUGCAUGUUCUAAUCUGUAAUGCCGGUCUUGGCAUGCAUCCUUUAGCAUAUACGGAAGACGGAAAUGAGAUGAUGUUUCAAGUAAACUACUUAGGACAUUUCCUAAUAAUUGUGAAAUUGCUUCCUGUUAUGUUGAGAAGUGGUUCUGAUUGUCGCAUUGUUCUGGUGUCCAGCAUUGCCCACAAGUGGACUUCCUUCGAUCUAGAUAAAAUACAGGCCAAACAGUACAAUGAGGCUAAUUUUGACCGGGCUGAUUACUACUACAAAUCGAAGCUUUAUCAAGUGAUGCAGAUGUACUGUUUAAAUAGACGAAUUGACCAAUCGAAUGUCACUGUGAACUCGUUACAUCCGGGUGUCGUGGACUCGGAGUUCACACGGUCCUUUAGGGAUGACUGUUCGUGGACAUGGAGAUAUAAGUGUGCAAAAUGUAUCGGUUUGGCUAUAACUCCAUACAAAGGCGCAAUAACCAGCAUCGACGCCGCCAUUAACCGGAAACACGUCGGUUUGAGGGAUAUCUACUUCGACAAGUGCACCCCUGCUAACUCGUCCUCCGAAGCUAGAAAUGUUGAAAAUCAGGAACAACUGUGGUGGUAUAGUUUGAACUGUCUGCAAGGUCAUCUCAAGGAGGAAGAUCUACAGAUAUUUAGUACGAAGUCAUAAAUCGUCUUUUGUGUCAGUUAUAAUUAAAUGUUUGGUGUUUUA
Messenger RNA from Saccostrea echinata, 1060 nucleotides. RefSeq names its product WW domain-containing oxidoreductase-like. The transcript is spliced from 8 exons. The record is from RefSeq and is a predicted model, not a curated record. NCBI's taxonomy places the organism in Eukaryota, Metazoa, Mollusca, Bivalvia, Ostreida, Ostreidae. Bases 38 to 1018 code for a protein of 326 amino acids.